CCAACAUUGUUUGGGCGGCCAAAUCAAACACUGAACAUAUUUAUGUCUGUAAAUGUACAAAUAACACAAUAUAUGACACGAAACCAACAUGCUACCAAGUUCAUGACCCUUCAUAUUCAAAAAUGCUAUUGAAUUCCGUAUCGAAAAAGAAUUGCGAUGACCAAAAACGGCGUAAAGACGGUCAAAAAAUGUGUCAGUGAUGGAGCGUGAAAAGGUGGGCAGGGCUAAUUUGCGUUACCUAGGUACUAAAUACCCAUUGUUGUAAUAGUUGUAGGUAGAUAUCUUAUCACGGCCAUUGAUUUCAACAUGUUCUGACAAGUUUAUAAUCCUAGAAUGUGUGUACAUAGGUAUGACUGAAUACACAAAACAAGUUCCAAAGGACACCUGUAUGAAUAAGAGUGAACUUUAAGCUUUGAAGGAAAAAUUUAUCUGUUUGCAUUGUUUGAUUACCAAUAAUUCUUUGUACUUUUGAUCUAUUGAAUUCAUAUGCAUAUCAAACUAACACAAAGCAGCAAUUUAUUGUGAUUGAAAGUUGAACUUGAUUUUUACCAAGUUGUACAUAUCUUUAUUUAUGUUCAAUCCACAUUGUACUCCUGUAAAAUUGGACAGUAGUGGGGAAUCUGACACAAGUCAGAGUCCAGAGGAGAAAUGGAUAAAUAGACAAAGUGUAUUCAAUUAUUUAAUGUACAAAAUGGCCGAUAAUUCUGAUGCGGAUUCGGAUAACUGUGAAGAAGCUCAAGAUGACAGUCAUUUAAUAGAAAAAAUUAGACAGUUAGAAAAAGAGAAGGAAAAGCUUGCAAAAAAAAAUGCUGAAAGAUUUCGUCUUGAAAAACAGUACAAAGAGUUAAGUAAAUCUGUCAAAUCCUUAAAAGGAUCUUCAACUACCAGUCUUAGUUCUGGCUACAUGUCUAGCAGUCCAAGUCCAGGAACAUUGGAUAAAAAUAGACUUGCAGAAUCAAGUGGGUUGACAUCCAUGUUGAAUGAACAGAGAGAAAGAUUGAAAAAUUUGUCAAAUCGUCGUUCAGCUGAAACAUCCUCUUCAAGAAGAGAUGAAAGUGGUGAAGAUUCAGAAUCAGAUGAAGACAAAGAUUCGAAAAAUUUGGAUAAAGUGAUGAGUAAAGAGCACAAGUCAAAACUGCAGUCAAAUAGAGACACAUUAGUCGAGAGCAUGAUUCCUGAUGACAUAUUUAAUGACCUCAUCGCAAACAAAGUCUUGACCACUGCUGAUGUCAGUCGGAUAAAGGAGAAAAAUACAAGAGAAGCCAUGAAUGAGGAAUUGUUAAACAAUUUAGUUCGAAGGUCUGACCGAGCAUUUUAUGAAUUUGUCAGAUCUUUACAUAAAACUUUACAGGGUUACUUAGCUGACCUGUUGGAAGAUCCGAUUCCAAAACCUCCGUCCAAAAAAAGACAAAAGCGGAAAAGAGUUCCAGGUGAAUUAAGUAUUAAUGUAGACUGUGAAGAUGUGGCACCAAUCCCCAACAAGAAAAAACCUCUCUGCUCGUGUCAGGAAGUAGAAGAACAGAUCCUCAUCAUGUCAAAGACAGCAUACCUUGCAAUUCGAAGACGGGACACAACUCCAGCUGCUUUUGAACAAUUUAAAAAAGAAUUAUCACAAACUAAUGAAAUUUUAAGAGAAUCAAUGGAAGUUAUGAAUACUCUCAAAAUGUUGUGUGAACAUGGUCGUUCAAUGCAUGAUAUAUCUAAUGGAAGUAUUAGAUUUUCUUUACUUUGUAAUUCGGUAGAUGGUGCCAGAGACUUAUGGGAAAAAUAUUCCCACGGACAUUUGUUAGAUAAAUUUCAGCAGGGUCUAGUUAAUAAAAGUUUGCUCAAAUCGUGUCAUGCAAAGUGGGUCAAGUUAAAGGUCAAAAUAGCAGAAGACGAAUAUCAUCAAUGUAUUAGAGAACUAGAAAAUGGUAACCAUGGUAAUAGUCAACAAAAUGAUAACGGUUACAGAAGGACAAGAUUGAGAAGUUUUUAUAGGAAGUCAUCAGAAGAGAAUUGUUUAUCGUUUUCAUCACCAUAUUCCUGUAUACCAGAAGAUGAACCUAGGAGAGCUUUUAGAGAAUUACAAAGAAACUUAGCACUUAGUGAUCAUGUUACACAGCCGAAGAAACAAAGAAUUGUUACAGAUUGUGAAACAGUUACAGACUUUCCUCAAAGGAAUCUGUUGUAUAAUUUUAGAUUGAGGUCUAAUCAAAACCAGUUAUAAACUGGGGUUAUCUUUAUUUAUAACGAUUUCAUUGUUACGAUUGUUCAAAGUGCUUAGAUUGGUUUGAAAUAUUUAUAAAGUAUAGUUUAAUGCUAAAUUUGAACCAUUUAUAUAUUUGAUAAUACAGGGAAUUUUUGUAAAAAACUAUAUUGUAAAAAAUCAUGUAAAUGGUUGAUUUUUGAGUGUUGUGUAUACACUAUGAUAGAAAAUUGCUAUGUUCUUUUUUGUUGAUUCCGGCAUUAUAAAUGAACAAAACGGGCAGAUCCAGGUUUUUCAAAGUGACAUAAUUGUUGUUAAUAAAUUUAUUGGACGAUUUUAUACUAAAAUUUUAUAUAUAUCGUGAAAAACAUGAGAUUUUAAAUUAUUUUGACAAUCAAAAAGGGGGGCAUAAGCAUAAGGUCAUGAAAAAAAAAACUAUGGAAAAAUUAUCCCAGCAUCUUCUUUCAUUUACAUUGAAAUAGACAAUUAAAGAGAUAAUAUUGAAACAGAAGAUUUUAUCUCAAAGUUUAGAUAAAGCUUCAGUUUAGCAUAAUUGAUAAGUAAAAGCAUUGUAUAAGUUUUUAUGAUUUUAAUGAGUUUUGUCUUUAUAAUAUAUGUUAUCCAUAUUUAUUUUAGUAACUUGGGUUUACAUUUUCUUAUAAUAUAAUUUUAAAUAUGACUUUUUAAAAGGGUGACCAAUACUUUGACCAGAAAUUAAUCUUAAUGGUUUCAUUGGCAAAAUUAAGGGUUAUUUGGAGAAAAAAAACUAGAGAAGCAUGUGCGUUUUUAAUAUAUGUAUGUCAUGAAAACUUAAUUUGUCAGUCAUGUUCUAAAAUGCAUUUAAUAAAUAGUAUUUUUCUGGAGGUUUUAAGCAUAUUACAAGUUACUCUUAAAAGAGUAUUUUUUCUUUUUGUUCAUUUAUGUAAGAGUUAUGAGUGGGAAAUAAUUUUGUUGUUUAGUCUCAUUUAAAAAAUAUCGAUACCGUUAUUAAAUUUGAGUGUCAAAUGUUUAAAUUAUAUUUAGGGGCUAUAAAAAUCUCUUACGAAUAUGAAUGAAAUAUUUGCCAUUGGACAUUAUACAAACAUUAAAUCAAUCAAUCAAUUAAUCAAAAGAUUCCAUUUUCUGUUUGAUAACACUUGAUGACUGUCUUCAUUAUGAAAGUUUGAAAAUCGUACUUGUGAAAUAAACAGAAAAUAGAAGAACUGUCUGAAUGAAUUGCAGCUAUUCUGUUAUGUUAUUUCAUAUGUGUAUCCAUGAUUGUUAAUGUUUGUGUUUCAUGUUCAUUAGAAUUUCUUCUGCAUGAUUUGAGAGGGAAGUAAAAAAAUAUAUAGAAAAAAUUAUGGAGUGCAUGUGUACAUCAGAUACUGUAAAUUCAAAAAUUAUGACGUGCCUUUAUUAUUGCGAUUUUUGAAAAAUGAACAAAAAUGCGAGUUCAAUUAUUGCGAUUUUAGGAAAUAAAAUUGAGAAUGGAAAUAGGAAAUAUGUCAAAGAGACAACAACCUAACAAAGAGCAGACAACAGCCAAAGGCCAUCAAUGGGUAUUCAAUGCAGCGAGAAAAUCCCGCACCCGGAGGUGGUCCUCAGCUGGCCCCUAAUUAAAAUUGUGUACUAGCUGCAUACAGAUAUAUGUAUCUGAUAACAGAAUGUGAGAUCUUAUUGUGAUACCCAAGGAGUCACAUUAUUUGCAUUUAUACAAGCAUCGUUAUAAUUUCUGAGUUUAUAGUAUUGGUUGGCAUAUACUGUAGAUUCAUUAUGAUUCUUGGGAUACCAAUUUUCGUUUGCAUGAAUCUAAGAGUUCCAGAAUGUACAAAUUUCCUAUAGGUUUGUUAGCAGACUUAUGCAAAAUCAUGAAAUAAAAUAAAAAUACAAUUUUUCUUAUCCUGCAAAAAUAAAUGAGUCUACAGUAUGAAUAAAGGUUUAAUGUGUAGUUGGUUGGCAUAAAUUUAGAUGUGGCAAAUUCUAAUUCAUUGAUGUCUGUUGAACAAUAUUUAUGAAAAUGACUUAUAAAGUGAAGUUCAAAAUGUAGCUUUAUACAAUGUAGUUGUUAUAAAAUUUUCUAUUCUGAGUAAGGCAUGGAUGACUACUUUAGUCAGGCCUGGUAGUGUUAUAUUUUAAUCAUGCAGAGUUGUAGAUUUGAUUCCAGGUAUUUAUAUUUGUUUUCCCAGAUUUUUAUUAAAUUGUUGAUGAAUUUAAUGUAUUUGAUGUGAAACUAUAAAAAUUGAAAACA
Messenger RNA from Mytilus californianus (California mussel), 4415 nucleotides. RefSeq lists its product as uncharacterized. The record is from RefSeq and is a predicted model, not a curated record. Gene Ontology annotation, molecular function: protease binding; death domain binding. Bases 572 to 2209 code for a protein of 545 amino acids. Gene Ontology annotation, biological process: regulation of apoptotic process. The transcript has 6 exons. NCBI's taxonomy places the organism in Eukaryota, Metazoa, Mollusca, Bivalvia, Mytilida, Mytilidae.